AUGGCGACGGAGCGAGAGCGCAAAACUGUGCGCAAGAGAACUGCACCUCAGCGACUAAUUGAGGAUGACAAGGAAGAAACCGCACAAGCACCAACCCAACAGGUGACCAUCAAUAAACUCAAAGAAGAAAACUCGUUUUUGAAAUCUAAAGUUAAUUUCCUUGAAGAAAAAUGCAAAGAUGUGGAAAAUGAGAGGGAUUUUCUUCGGAGCAGUUUAACCAAUGCACUGUCAACUAAAGAAACAAAAGAGCCAAAGAGGUCUAUUGUGAUCACAGAUUCUUCUGAUGAGGACCAUGUGCGAGCAGAAAAGAAAAAGUACAGAAAGGGAAGCAAGAAGACCAAAAGAGAUGACUCUCCUUCGAGUUCCUUCCAGUCCUCAUCUUCCUCCGACUCUUCUUCAACACCUCAUAAGACUAAGAAGUACAAGAAGGGAAUGAAAACACAGAAAAGUGCAAAAAGCAGAAGAGUAUUUUUACCAGAGCAAGUCAUAGGAAGAUACAAAAAGGUCCUGAAGUACCUGUCAAAAGGAGCAACCAAAACGGAGGCAUACCAAAAGUGCGGUGUGGAUAGGAAAACGAUUGUCGAUACGUCUGCCAUUGCUGAGUUGGAAGCCUGUGACAUCACAGCGUACAAUAAAUUACGUGCUGCGUUUCAAAAAGGGCAGAAGCUGUUUGCAGACCGUUGCCGACAGUUGUGCACACAGGAACCAGUGUGCAGUGCCAUAGAGGAAAAAAAGAAAAAUGGAGAGCUAAUAGACAUUCCACAAAAAAAUAAAUAA
Messenger RNA from Xyrauchen texanus (razorback sucker), 777 nucleotides. RefSeq names its product coiled-coil domain-containing protein 106-like. The coding region runs from base 1 to 777 and encodes 258 amino acids. The record is from RefSeq and is a predicted model, not a curated record. The transcript is spliced from 4 exons. Lineage: Eukaryota; Metazoa; Chordata; Actinopteri; Cypriniformes; Catostomidae. Gene Ontology annotation, cellular component: nucleoplasm.